UGGAAAAUCAUAAUUGUUAUGCAGGACAAGUUUUAGGGAGUAAUUUGUUACAGUUGAGACUAUGGGGGACUAAAUUAGAAUCAAGGUCGAAUUUUGCGAACUGAAUUUGUUAUUAACCAUUGUUUUGUAUGAAACUAUAAGAUGCAUUUUCUAGGGUUUGUAGAACUUACAAGUUGAAGCAGUACUUAAGAUUUGUGAGCCUGCGCGUAAGCAACCUUUGUUCUGUAAAAUACAUUCAGACCUGUUUGUUUGGUUGGAAGAUGCAGCAAUAAUCUACUUUGGACCUUUAUGGUAUUAUACAUAUAUAUUUGUUUUGUGUUAGGAGUAUGUUGACUAAUUUGUUUGGAUGAUCAUAUAUUUUUAGGUAUGUUAUUUCUCUUGCUUUAUCUUAGGACUUAUUUGGAAAAUUUUAUACUGGUUAUUAUGCUCAGACCAAUGUUACCUGUUACGGGGUAUGCUGUGGUGCAUGGUACUAGUAGAGAAACAUGGUUUGCUAGAGCUAGGAUUAGUUGGAACGGUAUUUCCAGAAUGUGGUUCAUUUAGAACGUCAAUACAGAUCGACAUAUAUAAUAAAGUCAAUAACUUACCUUUGUUUCUGUAUAGUUCUUUUUUUUCGUUAAGGUAUCAGGUUGGAAUCUCCUGGUGAAGGGAUGUGCCUUUUAGCUGAUGGCACAAUACAUGCUGCACCACAGCCUUAAACACUAUUAGAUGGGGAGGAAACAAGAGAAGAGGCGAUCCUUAGCUACAAACCAGGGAAUGAGUCACGGUUUAACACUCCGUGAGGAAAAUACUGGUAAGAAGACUGUUGAUGUGACUUCCAUUUUGAGGAUACAACAUCUUAAACGUUUGGCAACAUGGGCGAGCGGAGAGGCUCGAAUACCUCCUCUCGGAGCGUUGCUUGGUGAACGUCUAGCUGCCAAUGCCGAGGCUUCGGGAGUCCCUUUAGACUCGUCUACUUUUCUUUGCCAAAGGUGCGAGACCGUCCUACAGCCCGGUUUCAACUGCACCGUCCGCAUAAAGAAGAAACCAAACAAGCCGAGAAGACGAAAGAAGUCGCGCAUUCCUUCUCAAAACAAUGUUAUCUACACAUGCCAUUUUUGUUCUCACCCAAACAUAAGAUGGGGUACCCCCAAAGGCCAUCUUAAGAGCUUAUCUGCUCCAAGAAGCAGCUCUCAAUCCGACUCGAAGCGCGAUCAAUCAUCCAUCAAGGAGUUAACGGACAAGAAAGCAGAAUCCAUUUCCGAGUUGAAUCAUAUCACUCCCGAAAAGGUUAAAGCAGUAGAAGAGGUAGCUUUGAAGCACCCGACGACUCCAUUAGUAAGACCAGUUAACAUGCCCGACAAUAAACAGAAGGGUUCUGCUUCUGCAUCUGAGAAGCUUCUUCGGAAUGACGUAAAUAGUUCUUCAAGACCAGAUUCUGAGAAAAGGGCCGGUGGUUCGAGUAAGCGGAGGAGGAAAGGAUGGUCUAGUCUUAAAGAGAUUACUGAAAACAAUGAGCUCCAGUGUGCCAGGAGCAUCAACAAUUUUGUGAUCCCAUUUGUUAUGUAAACAAUGUUUUGUUUUAUCUUACAAAAAGCGAUGAAGAGGUGGAAUUAUGAGAAAUUUUGCCAGAUAUAAAAGUGAAUUUCUUUUGCC
This is a messenger RNA of Ananas comosus (pineapple), 1635 nucleotides long. RefSeq lists its product as uncharacterized. Lineage: Eukaryota; Viridiplantae; Streptophyta; Magnoliopsida; Poales; Bromeliaceae. The record is from RefSeq and is a predicted model, not a curated record. Gene Ontology annotation, biological process: RNA processing. The transcript is spliced from 3 exons. Bases 709 to 1548 code for a protein of 279 amino acids.